UUCGUGACGUGUACGCUACGUACGCUUUAUCAAGCGUCUUCCCGCGCGGCAAUCUUCCCAGUCUCUGCGCUCCUCGACCGUAGCUCUUCUUCUGGUCUUUUUGCUUAAUUUGCAGUCCUCGAAUUCGCUGCCAUGUCUUCUGAAGAAGGGAAGCUUUUCGUGGGAGGGCUCAACUUCAACACCGAUGAGCAGGCUCUGGAAGACCACUUCAGCAGCUUCGGUCCUAUUUCCGAGGUGGUCGUUGUCAAGGACCGGGAGACUCAGCGAUCCCGGGGUUUUGGUUUCAUCACCUUCACCAAUCCAGAGCAUGCCUCAGAUGCAAUGAGAGCCAUGAAUGGAGAGUCUCUGGAUGGUCGCCAGAUCCGUGUGGAUCACGCGGGCAAGUCGGCCAGGGGAACUAGAGGGGGUGCCUUUGGGGCCCAUGGGCGUGGUCGCAGCUACUCUAGAGGUGGUGGGGACCAGGGCUAUGGGAGUGGCAGAUAUGACAGUCGACCUGGAGGAUAUGGGUAUGGAUAUGGAAGGUCCAGAGACUAUGGUGGCAGAAGCCAGGGUGGUUAUGACCGCUACUCAGGAGGAAAUUACAGAGACAAUUACGACAACUGAGAUGAGGCAUGUGCACCUAAUGUAGAUACACAAGGAAUAAAACUUCUGGUCCAGGAUCAUCCUUCCAAAUGGCUGUAUUUAUAAAGAUUUUUGGAGCUGCACUGACACAUCUGUUUUAGUACAUCAACUUCUAUUUUUGAACUGAGCUCCCAAGGUAGCUUGUCACAAAGACCUUUUGGAAAGCUCCAUGUGUUUUCUAAAAUUUUCUCCCUUUUAAAUACUAAUCCUGGGACAUUUGUAGAGUCUGGGUAUUUUUUCCUUUUUCCAGUUUUUCAGUUUGGACUCUCAGGAUUACUGAUCAUGGCAAAAAAUGUUUGUUCAGACUGCUUUUAAAAAAAUAGGCAUUUAAAAGCCUGUAUACAAUGUUUAUCCUGAUUAGGAAGAAAUUUCCAAAUGCAAGUAUAAGAAAUCAAAGUAAUUAGAGGUGGGUUUUUUUAUUCAAAGUCACCACCCUAAGUAUACAGAAAUUUCUUAAAAUACUCACUGUGAAUGUCCUUUUUUUAGUACUGGAAGAAAAAAUAUUCUGUUGUGUCUCAUUUAGCAUUUUAGGAUGUCCACGGAGCUAAUUAAAAAGUUGAAACAUGAAAACAA
Molecule: messenger RNA, 1194 nt
Organism: Callorhinus ursinus (northern fur seal)
Lineage: Eukaryota; Metazoa; Chordata; Mammalia; Carnivora; Otariidae
Gene: RBM3
Product: RNA binding motif protein 3
Molecular function (GO): RNA binding
Source: RefSeq, a predicted model, not a curated record